UCAAUCACAAUGAAGAAACUCGUCCAAGACGAUGACGUCAGCCUCACCCUCGCCCUCUCCCUGCCGCCACCGCUCCCUCCUCCUCCUCCUCCUCCGCCCACCGACCCCGCCCUCCCUCCACCGCCCGCCUCCGCCCGGUCGCGGCAGCCGCGGAGCCGGCCCAACAAGAAAAACAAGACCGACGUGGUCGAGCCGCCGUACCCGUGGGCCACAUCCACGCGGGCCAAGGUCCACACGCUGGCCCACCUCCUGGCCCACAACGUAACGACCGUGACGGGGGAAAUGCGGUGCAAGAGCUGCGAGGCCACGUACGACGUUUCGUACGACCUGAGGGAGAAGUUCGUGGAGCUGGGGACCUACAUCGUGGACCACAUGGGCUCGAUGCACCACCGGGCCCCCGAGCGGUGGAAGCGGCCCGCCCUGGCCCGGUGCGAGCGGUGCGGGCUCGCGGGCAGCGCGAGGCCCGUGGUGGCGGCCCGGAAGAAGCGGAUCAACUGGCUGUUUUUGUUGCUGGGGGAGUUUUUGGGUUUGUUGACGCUUGAGCAGUUGAGGUAUUUCUGUAGGCACGCUGGGGUGCAUCGGACGGGUGCCAAGGACCGGUUGUUGUAUUUGACUUAUUUGGGGAUCUGUAGGCAGUUGGAUCCUCAUGGACCGUUUGGAUCCACGAAUAACAAUUGAUCACUAACGAUUUUCGUGAAACAGAUGGAAAUAUGGAAAUCAUGGAUUUGUGAUGUUUUAAGUGAAUUGGAAUUUGAUUCGAUCGUUCGAGAUAUAGUACGUGAAUUGGUAGAUCGGUGGUGUGUUAAUCUAGUUACGAAUUGUAUGAAUGUUUUUUUCGUUACAGAAGUUAACUACUUACUAAUUAUGUCUUUAAUUCGUUAAGAGUAAUUGUACGGAUUGGAUGAGACCAUUAAACCAAAAAAAUUUAGCUCUUCUCAUUUUCGAAUUGGAUAUCAUGAGUAUCAAUGUAUGGAUAAGAAGACAUAAUGCAAUAGAACUUUGAAAACAUU
This is a messenger RNA of Linum trigynum, 1010 nucleotides long. NCBI's taxonomy places the organism in Eukaryota, Viridiplantae, Streptophyta, Magnoliopsida, Malpighiales, Linaceae. The record is from the annotation of a GenBank genome assembly.